Plectropomus leopardus (leopard coralgrouper) is the source of this 594-nucleotide messenger RNA. Its product is annotated as histone H1.5-like. Gene Ontology annotation, molecular function: DNA binding; structural constituent of chromatin. Lineage: Eukaryota; Metazoa; Chordata; Actinopteri; Perciformes; Serranidae. Gene Ontology annotation, biological process: nucleosome assembly. The record is from RefSeq and is a predicted model, not a curated record. Gene Ontology annotation, cellular component: nucleosome.
AGUGGAUGACGGUGCAGCCCGUUAAAAAGAAAAGAAAGCGGGCGAGAUGCAGAGUCCUGUGCGCCACCGACCUCGUCUACAGAGCGGUGAGCGCCUCGAAAGACCGUAAAGGUAUGUCUUUCGUCCCCUUAAAAAAAGAAUUAGCCGGUCAGGGAUACGACGUGGAGCUCAACGUCCGGUACAUCAAAAAGUCCGUGAAGCAGUUGCUGGCAAACGGGUCUUUGGUGCAGAUGAGAGGAACCGGAGCGUCCGGGUCUUAUAAGGUCAAUAAGAAAGUUGAAAAGGCCAAAACGGGUAAAUCCUCAGCGGAAAUGUCCAGUGAGACGGAAGAGUCUGAGAAAGCCGAGGACAAACGGGACCAGAUGAUUGAAGUGAUUAUAAAGAAAGAGGAAGAGGAAGAGGAAGAGGAGGAGGCCUUAAUGAGAACACAUGAAAUCUGUGGAGCUGAAUAAUAACAAUAAUACCAUUGAAUAUAUCAUUUUUGCUUCACCUAUUUAAGAGGCUCUUGUAAGAGCCAUCCAAAUCCUCAGAGGAGCAUAUUUCUGUUGAAUAUUUGUUUGUGUUUUGAGUAAGCAUGUAUUGAUAAAGCAGCUA